Messenger RNA from Ziziphus jujuba (common jujube), 4500 nucleotides. Its product is annotated as inositol transporter 4. Bases 299 to 2050 code for a protein of 583 amino acids. The record is from RefSeq and is a predicted model, not a curated record. Gene Ontology annotation, biological process: transmembrane transport. Gene Ontology annotation, cellular component: membrane. The transcript is spliced from 7 exons. NCBI's taxonomy places the organism in Eukaryota, Viridiplantae, Streptophyta, Magnoliopsida, Rosales, Rhamnaceae. Gene Ontology annotation, molecular function: myo-inositol:proton symporter activity; transferase activity.
UUUCUUUUUUAAACUGUCAGAGGUCUAUAUAGAAACUCUCAAUCCCAUAAACGAAACAGUCCAAAGAUAUACAAUUUCAAUUCGAAAUAUUUUAUCCAGUUUAGAUAAUAUGCAUAUUACACAAAUAAGAAAUAUGUAUAUAGUAGAGUAAGAUAAGAAAAAAAAAUAAUAAUAAAUAAAACGUAUAUAUUUCAGUCAGAAAAACCCACAUGCAGAGUAAUCUGUAGGAGAAGAGAACAGGUGGAGUUUUUCAAAACAAGAUUAGCUGUUAUACUCUGGUGGUGAUCUGCAUGAAAAAAUGGAAGGGGGCGCCCACGGUACCGAUAGGACUGAGUUCACAGAGUGCUGGCGUACAACAUGGAGAACUCCAUACAUCAUGCGGCUUGCACUCUCUGCUGGAAUUGGGGGCCUACUUUUCGGAUAUGACACUGGUGUAAUUUCUGGUGCCCUUCUUUACAUUCGUGACGAUUUCAGACAAGUUGAUAAGAAAACAUGGCUACAGGAAACCAUUGUGAGUAUGGCUGUUGCAGGUGCUAUCAUUGGUGCUGCAUUUGGUGGAUGGAUGAACGACGCCAUUGGCCGGAAAAAAUCAAUCUUAGCCGCAGAUGUAGUGUUCUUUUUUGGUGCAAUAGUUAUGGCAAUAGCUCCAGCUCCCUGGGUAAUUAUAAUAGGAAGAAUAUUGGUUGGUUUAGGAGUAGGAAUGGCUUCCAUGACAUCACCCCUUUAUAUUUCAGAAGCUUCUCCUGCUAGAAUUAGAGGAGCCCUUGUUAGUACCAACGGUUUUCUAAUUACAGGAGGACAAUUUUUGUCGUACCUCAUCAAUCUGGCUUUCACCAAGGCUAAAGGAACCUGGCGUUGGAUGCUUGGGGUAGCAGGACUCCCAGCUCUGGUUCAGUUCAUAUUGAUGUUGUCACUUCCUGAGUCUCCUAGAUGGCUUUACAGAAAGGACAAGGUAGAAGAGGCAAGGGCCAUAUUGCAGAAAAUUUAUCCGGCCAACCAAGUAGAAAACGAAAUGGAAGCCUUGCGUACGUCUAUCGAAGCUGAGAAAGCUGAGGAAGGAAUUAUUGGGGAGGGAUUCAUAGUGAAAUUGAAGGGCGCUUUCAGCAACACAGUGGUCCGAAGAGGACUCUAUGCAGGCAUCACCGUUCAAGUGGCGCAGCAAUUCGUUGGUAUAAAUACUGUCAUGUAUUAUAGUCCAACAAUUGUUCAAUUUGCUGGUUUUGCUUCCAACCAGACGGCUCUUGCACUUUCACUCAUCACUUCUGGUCUCAAUUGUGUUGGAACUGUAAUUAGUAUGUGCUUUAUUGAUAGAUAUGGAAGGAGAAGGCUAAUGAUUAUUUCUAUGUUUGGAAUCAUUAUUUGCCUUGUGGCUUUAGCUGCUGUGUUCUUUCAGGCCGCUUCUAAUUCUCCUGCUAUUAGUAGCUACGAGUCCACUCAUUUCGGUAACAACUCCACAUGUUCCGCUUAUAUCUCGGCCCCAAAUCCUUCCUCAUGGGACUGCAUGAAGUGUUUGAAAGCUGAAUGCGCCUUCUGUGCUCAUAAAGCAAGCAAACAUCAACCAGGAGCUUGCUUAGCUUCAGAAAAUCACAUCAGAGACUUGUGCAGGGGAGAACAUCGAGUAUGGUAUGCACAAGGAUGUCCAAGCAAGGUUGGAUUCUUGGCAGUUAUCUUGCUUGGUCUCUACAUUAUUUGUUAUGCCCCUGGAAUAGGAACUGUGCCUUGGAUUGUGAACUCGGAGAUAUAUCCACUGAGAUAUAGAGGUACAGGUGGAGGAAUAGCUGCAGUUUCUAACUGGACUGCAAAUCUUCUAGUGAGUGAGACCUUCUUGACUCUGACUAAAGCUCUAGGCUCUGCCGGCACGUUUCUCCUCUUCGCCGGAUUUUCUGUCAUCGGACUUACAGCCAUUUACUUCCUUGUGCCUGAAACCAAAGGGAUGCCAUUCGAGCAGGUCGAAAAGAUGCUUGAGAAAGGCUACAGACCUAAAGCAUUUCGUCACAAGGAUAAGGAUGUGCGAGAAGGCAAGAAUGUAGAAUUACAAAACACUCAUUAAUCCGAGUGUUGUUUAUGGACAACGUAUAUUCCUUUAUAAUAAAAAUCUUACAUUGAUCAGUAUUUUUGUUGGGUUUGUUUGUGUAGUUUUUAGCAACAGUAUAGUAUGGUUCAAAAUAUAUUGAUAAAAACAUUAGAGAAUGGCAAUGCUGGUUUAGUUCAGGGUGUGUUACUUUUUUUGUUGGAUAUUAUAACUAUAUAUUAAAGGAGCUUCAUAUGUAUUUAUUUUAUGGUUAUAUUUCUUUAUACGUUUGCUUACCGUUUGGCUAAGAAUUGGUCCCAUAUGACGAAGAUCUUAGGACAACAGAACGACUAAUGAGCCAAAAUUUGAAGGUCCUCUAUUUCAAAUGUAAACAAUCUAAAAAUUAAAUCAAAUCAAGCAGUGACAGGGUGUUACAUAUUUACAAUCCAAACUCUUGGUCCUAGUACAGCUUUAUAUAAAUCACUAUAUUGACUGUGGCCAAAUUUCCCUGCCAGAUUAUAAGUGAAUAAUAUAUAUGUACAUAUAUCUAUACACAUUUUGUAGAUUCAUGGAUUCUAUCAAUGGUUGGUCCUAGAUAUUACAGAGGAACAUAUCAGGGAAACUUAAAAACUCAGCAAUAUAGAACCUUUUUUCUAUGUUUUUUGUAAUAAUAUAGAACUAUUCCUGAGAAGGAAAAAACUGAAUAAUAUUUGACCAUACAAACCUAUGAUUAGCCGUAAUUGUCAAGAAGAAUCGGUUGAAAAAUCUCAUCAUGCCAGGAUUUUCACUUGUUAAGUGAUGAGUAUUGGAAUGGCAAUUGGGACCGGACAUUGAUGGUACACAGUCCAUAGAACGAAAAUGACACAUACCCUCAAGAUCCAUCCACACGUUUUACAUCUUCAAUUGAAAGAAAGAGGCAGCUCAUAUCAACUUUUCAUCUUGGAUUAUGUACUUUUGGUAAGCAUUAUGCAGGUCAAAGUGCCCAAUUAAAAGAAAGGAAGUUUCUUUUCGUCCAAACAUACCACGGCCGUGGUCAAACUCCCUUCUGCUAGUGACCUUGUUGAAACUAUAUUUCAAAUUUACUCCUCCUCCAGCUUAAUAUGUACCUUUUUUUUUCCCCUUCUCUAUGUUCUUUUGUGUGUAAAAAACUCACCCAUGUAGAUAAAUGUGUGGUUAAAAAAAAAAAAAAAAAAGAAAAAAGUUGAGCCUGCCUUGAUUCCUACUUUUUUGGCUUGGGCAUCCAGAUUUGAUGUACAAACACUCAAAACACACAUAAAAAAAUAAAAAAUAAAAAAUAAAAUAAAAGAAAGAAGUUAUUAUUAUCGAAGAGCACCGACACGUUAUUAUCAUAUAUACCAAAACAAAUUGAAAAAAGCUCCAGACUCAUUUUAGUUUCUGAAAUUAUUAUUAAUUUUGAGAAAAUGCAACCACUGAAACAAACAGCGGGACAAAACAAACCUGCAGUGCCAGCUAAUGCAUGAUGAGAAACGACAAAGGAAAGAAAAAGAAACAUACUGCUCGAAAAUUUUCGAAAUCUCUUGUGGGGUUGGAUUGGUUGUUGAGAUUGGGCAGAUUCAAAUUUAUGUGCUAAUAUUUAUAAAUUAUACGCAUUAUACACGCAUCUACAACAGGUGGUGAAUGGUAGCACAAAUCAAAUGGCCUACUUUGCAUCCAAGACGAGCAGGUUUUAAGGGGACCUGUCUACCAUUACAUCACAUUUUCUCACCAAAUAAUUAUUGUACUCGGGUCGGGAUCUCUCAACCUGCGUUUUCUAUUCUUCAACAAUGUUUCAAAGACCUCUUUGGCAGCCCAGAGCCACAAAGGAAAAAUAAAGUUUUUUUUUUUUUUUUUUUAUCCCCCCCCCCCCCUCCCUCUCUCUUCUCUUUAUGUCAUGUUAAUUAAAGUUAAAAUCUUUGUACAGCAAAUACGUUUGGUUUCUCACUUCGGCCUGGAUGCCAGGCAAAGCAUAAAGUUUGAUUUCCACGUUAUUAGGCAUAAAGAUGGGGGUUCUCUAGAUUUUGAUAGAUUAGCGGUCAAGAUCACCCACCUACAAGUUGGGUCUAGAUUCCAAAUUUUAGUGCCCACAAAGGAAUCAAAAGGAUUGGGAAAAAUGGUUCUUAUUCUUUCCAAAAUAUCAAGCAUAUAUACCAUGUAAUAAAUCCAUUCACAAUACACAAACAGAAACAAUAUUCCAAACAAUUCACACCCUAUCUAAUAUACAUAUAUUAAUCAUCAAUGUGUAAUAACCAGAUGAUCGGUAAACCUUCCAACAAAAAAUUUGGGUCACCCGAAACAAAACACAAGAACCCAAAUUUCCAUCAACCCAAAAACCCACAAGGCAAACAGGUAUUCCAGCUCUAGGAAAAAGGAAAAUUGACAACAAAAGUCAAUGGAAAAAGGAAAAAAAUAAUACCCAAAACCUAAUUAAAAAUCAAUACAUCUAGAAGUCAGCUUCUUUUUUUUUUCUUUUUUUUUUUUUUUUUUAUAAA